Molecule: messenger RNA, 4203 nt
Organism: Antechinus flavipes (yellow-footed antechinus)
Lineage: Eukaryota; Metazoa; Chordata; Mammalia; Dasyuromorphia; Dasyuridae
Gene: GPR156
Product: G protein-coupled receptor 156
Exons: 9
Coding region: 336-2789 (817 amino acids)
Biological process (GO): G protein-coupled receptor signaling pathway; gamma-aminobutyric acid signaling pathway
Cellular component (GO): membrane; G protein-coupled receptor heterodimeric complex
Molecular function (GO): G protein-coupled GABA receptor activity
Source: RefSeq, a predicted model, not a curated record
UGCCACUGGGGCAGUCCUGGGGUACUUGUGGCAAUGUCUGCCACCUAGUGGCAAAAGAGAAUCACCAUCAUGUGGACCAGUCUACGUGGUCCUAAUGGUUAAACAGAUGCAUCUCUGCUUAGACAUCUAGGAACAGUAAAUUGGAGGAGACGCCAGAGUGAUGAGGAAGAAAAAAGUGGUGAAAUGUUCCUACAAGAUGAAGAAGCGGGACCUCUGGGUUUCAACGCCAGCAUAGUCCUUCUGAAGAGACCUGAGCUGCAGUUGCAUUUUGGUCAAGGAUCUGCCUCCCCACCCAACAUGUGACUGCUCCCACGCUCAGAAAGGGAUCUGAUGCUAUGGAGCCGGCAUUAAACUGCUCUGACCUGUGUCACCGUAUCCCCAGUCAGGAACUUAACGACAGGUCCCUUCAGGAUUUCUGUGGAACGGCUGUAACAUCUUCCGACCUCGGCACUGAGCCCAGCUCCUCGUUGUCCUCCGUCCUCUUGGGCCUCGUAUGGACUUCUCUCAGCGCAGGACUUCUUCUGGCACUCUUCUUUCUCAUUUUCACAAUCCGAUGUAGGAACAACAGGAUCGUGAAGAUGUCCAGUCCCAAUCUGAACAUUAUGACCUUGAUGGGCAGUGGUCUGACGUAUGCAAGUGCAUAUCUCUUUGGGGUUUCAGACCAAGAUAUUUUUUUGGGACCCUCCAUGACAACACUCAUUCAGGUCAGACUGUCCCUACUAUGUGUUGGAAGUUCCCUAAUGUUUGGCCCCAUCCUGGGGAAGAGCUGGAGAUUGUACAAGGUUUUUACCCAGCGGGUCCCAGACAAGAGAGUGAUUAUUAAAGACCUACAAUUGCUUGGACUGGUAGCAGUGCUGGUGAUAGUUGAUGUUAUCCUGCUUGUUACAUGGGUAUUAUCUGAUCCUAUCCAGUGUCUUCAGAUUCUCCGCUUUACAGUGAGGAUGACAGAGAGAGACAUCACCUGUUCCGUGACCAAGACAUACUUUUGUGCUUCCCUUUACUCUGAUCUCUGGAUUGUUCUCAUUUUGGGAUAUAAGGGUAUAAUCCUGCUCUAUGGUGCCUACCUGGCGGGGCUGACAGACCAUGUUAGCUCUCCACCAGUGAAUCAAUCCUUGACGAUCAUGGUUGGAGCCAAUCUUGUCUUGCUAGUUGCUGGGCUCCUUUUCUUGGUCAUUAGAUUCUUCUAUGAUUGGCCCAAUCUUGUCUUUGGACUCACAGCUGGAGGCAUUUUUGUUUGUACAACAACAAUCAACUGCUUCAUCUUCAUUCCACAACUGAAGCAGUGGAAGCCAUUUGAUGAAGAAAACCAAACAGUUGGCCAUAUGGCAAAAUACUUCAGCAGCCCCAGCAAAAGCUUCCAUAUCCCGUAUAGUGAGGAACAGAUUUACCAUCUAAUAGGGGAGAAGAACUCCAUGAAAAAACUCCUAACUGAGAAAAAUGCUGUGAUUGAAAGCCUCCAGGAGCAAGUGAACAAUGCCAAGGAGAAACUGAUGAGACUAAUGUCAGGCGACUGCACCAAUGAUCACCCUAGUCAAACUGCCACUCCUGUUCUUGUUCAGGGAAAGACUAGCCCUAGUGAAGCCUCUAUCCAUGGAGGUGUAGCAGCUGAAGGGCUUUUCAACAGUCCCUCAGAUUCUGGUGGGGAGCCCUGCCUUGUCUUCCCAAACACACGAUGCAGUCCAACCCUUUUUACUAGUUUACAGAGCCUUAAGGAUUAUGUGAAAGACCAAGACUCUUUCCCACAACACCAGGAACAGAUUUCGGACUCAGAAGACAUAUCUAAUCAUUUACACUUAGAAAAUACCCAGAAGCAGCAGGCUUCCCAGAGUGGCAUUCUGAAAGCAGAAGAUCAGGGGUUGACAUCCCCAAGUCAGAAUCUUAUACCAGAUCCCAAAGCCAGUAUUCCUCAGAGACAAAAUCAAUUAAAAAAUUCAGAAAUAGAGCAGCCAUCAAAGAUUAAUUAUGUAAGCAGUGAGAUGCUUCAAGAGGUCUUACAAGAACUGAGCUUGGGCAAAGUAACUUACCCCUCUUGUUCUCUCAGUAGUCCCCAGUGCUUUAGUCCCAGGGUGCACCAAGAAGAUAGUGUUGCCCCCAGUUUCCAAAAGAGGUCUUUCUCUAAUGACAUGGGCAUUAGCCCAUAUAUGGUGAGAAGGAGACGGGCAGCUCAGCGAGCCUCCAUGCAUUUCCCAGGACCUUCACAAACGUGGUGCCUGAUGAACAAGACAGUUUCCAAGACACAGAGCGGGCUAACGGUUCAGAGGGAGAACACGUUCAACCAGGAACUCCAGGUUGGGAAUCCUGAAGGACAAAAGUCCUUUUCGUGGAAAUCUUCCCUGCUUGCUCCAGCCCAUGGUAGCCAGAAUCCUCAGGCUGAGAACUGGCAGAGCCAAUGUGAAGAUCAUAGAACCAGAGUAAGAGUAAGAGAUGGAUUUCCAAACCAGUCUUCCUGCUCUAGUCAUAUAGAAAAUCAAGUUGCCCCUAUGCAUUCCAGUAACCCACCAAAUCUCCUCCGGCUAGAGCGACUGCAGUUGAGCGGUACGGGCUGGCCAGCCCUGCCUUCCCUGUGUGAUUAUGGGGAUUCCGAGUCCAGCAGCUCUGACGAACCAUUCUGUCGCUGCCAUCGGCCUUAUUGUGACAUUUGUUUCCAGAGUUCCAGCGACUCUGGUGACAGCAGCACCUCUGAGAAUGAUCCUGAACCAGCACAGGACACAGCCCACUGGGCCAAACUGUAUGCCAGGUCCCACCCCAUUGUGAACUUCAGAGAGGACUUGAAACCCACAUUGGUAUAAAAGCAGUGGAAUCAGUCUAUUUAGAAGGGUAUGAUGAUGCCCUCAAAAGUCUGCAGAAGAAACUUUUGACGCUAUGGGAAUGGAUCUAAGUUCAUUCAGCAAGUAACUGUUCUGUUCAUGACCAACACACUGUGUGAUCUUGGUCAUGUCAUUUUUUCUCUUUGUGAUUCAGUCUCUCCACAUAUAAAUUAGAAUGCUGUUACCUGCCUUGUCACUACCUCAUAGGGAUUCCAUGACAGUCCCCAAUGGGAUGUCUGCAAACCAUUAAGCUGCUGAUAGACAUAUUUUAGUUCUGCCUAAUAAAGAAAAACUUCUUAACAAAUAAAAGUUAUACUAGGGAAGAAUGUAAAGCCAGGAGGCAGGGGCAAAAAGUUCCUCAUUCCAAGAGCUUAGUAAACAGAAGUUGAAUCUCCACUUGUUGGAGAUGCUGUAUAUAUAAAAAAAAGUUUUCUUCUGAGAUAUGUAUCAGAUCCCAUGAGAUCCCUUCCUGUUCUGGGACUCUAUAAGGUGCUUUGAGAUCUUUGGGUAAAAGAUAUGUAUGAGUACAGAGUUUGUGUUGAAACUAUAUUGGUUGCACUGAAUUCUUUGAUGCUUAAUGAAUAAUUAUUGAAUGAAUGGAUAAAUGGAUGCAUAAAAAUCUAUGGAGUCAAUUCAGUGCCUAUGGCAUUGAAGUUAAUACUUUGAUCAGAAUGGAUUCUGUUUUGAGAAUAAGUAUACAGGCUCAAGCAAUCUUUUCUAUCCCAAUCAUUACCCUCUCUGAAAAAGGCAUUGAUUUUAGUGCAGGGCUAAUAGAAAUCAUGUUGGUGCUACUGAAGAUGGUAUUGGCUGUCACUCAUAUUCUUGCCUCUCUGGCUAGAAUAAAUUUAGGCUUGUGCCCUUAGCAUACUGUAGGAAUAUGGGAGGUGGGAUGCCGAUUAUCCUGAAGAAGAAAAGACAUGGAAAUUAUAAUCAUUGUCUUCAAGUAUUUGAAUGGCUAUCAUUGCAAGAAGGAUUAGACUUGUUCCACCUGGUCUCAGAAGGAGGAACUAGGAACAAUGGAUGGGAAAUGAAGAGACCGACUUAGAUUCAGUGGAAGAAAAAAAUGUACUGAUAAUUAGGGUUGUCCCCAAAAUCAAAUGGGCUGCCUUGGGAGGUGACAGGUUCUUCUCCAUUCUUGAAAGUCUUUCACUGGAGGCUGUUUUACCACUUGUUUGGUAUGUCAGAGAAGGCACUCCUGUUCUGGCUUAGACCAGAUAGAUUCCAAUUCUAACUCUUUGAAAUUAUAAAUAAGGUAAAAUUUGCCUUUGGUUUCUUUCUAUCCUUUCAGCUGUUUUCCUUAUUACUCCAUGUAGUAACUUCAUAAUAUCCUCUGGUUUCCCCACCCCUUCAUUGAAAUACAUGCUAAAUAAAUUUAAACAACACCUUUCUUAUUCAA